UUCAGUCGUUGUUGCUUCUUAGCCGCCAUUAUCGUGAUCGUUGAAAUGAGUUCGGUUUGUUUUUCACGUAAUUUAAUCCCGAAUUCCUCUUGAGUAAAUGUUUCAUUACUCAUUUUAUCACGAAAUGUUCACAUUCUUAUGAUGCUAAAUGGUUUUUGCUCCUGACCGCAUUCUUUAUGUUGAAUCUCGUCUUAGGAUUGGGUUUUUCCAUCCGAAGUCAAGGUUUUCAAAAUUUUCAUUCUGGGCGCUUUGGUGCGGUGGUUUUGUGACAAAUUGAACCUGAAACCCAUGCCAUCUCAAUAAAGAGAGGUCUGGGCGAAGCAGUUUAUGGACUUGGAGAACCAUCUAAGUCACAAAUCGACAAUGAAUAAGCAGGAGAAAGGAAACAGUGAUACCGAGAAUGAUGAUGAAGAGUGGCCUCCAGCAGAUGAACCAUACGUUGAGCCUGUCAAUGGGCAAGUCAGACCGAUCACAACGCCACCACCACACCGACCUGGGCGGCUCACUAACCAACUCGAUUACAUCAAGAAAACUGUUGUUCAAGCUGUUUGGAGGCAUACCAAUGCCUGGAUCUUUCAUACGCCCGUUGAUACUAUUUCAUUAAAAAUUCCGGAUUACCACACUGUUAUUAAACGUCCAAUGGAUUUAACAACUAUCAAAGAGCGGCUGAGAAAAAACUUCUAUCAGAAUGCAAAACAGUGCAUCAAAGAUUUCAAGCUCAUGUUCCAGAACUGUUAUACCUACAACAAUGCUGAAGAAUUUGUUUGUAAAAUGGCCAAAAGUGUUGAGUCUUUGUUCUAUUCAAAGUUAGCGGGAAUGCCUAAAGAUGAAGUUGAACUGGCGUCACUGUCCAUAAAACCCCCGCUUAAAAAGAAACCCCCUGGAACAGGGACUUUGAAAUUAGACUUAAAUAGGACAAGCAGCUCAGCUGUCUCAAGUACUUCCAGCAAUUGUGCUUCCACAGAUGUUGCUAGACAUGCUUUACCUCAACAGGUGGGUAUGCCAGUGAAUAGAGCCAGUUUCACAAGAUCUCCCCCUCAAGCAAUAAAAAUUGAAGACGGUCUGCAUAUGGGCUUGAAAAGAAGAGCGGACACAGAGAUUGGGGUGAACGAUCCUCUUUACACGCCACCCGACUCAAAAGCAGCAAAAAUUGGUGAAAGGCGAAAAUCCAAUAGACAAAUAAAAAAGCCUCAGAGAUCAGCAGAGGAAGUAGAUCCAUUCUUGGCAGUUCCUUUGGCCAGCGUGUCAAGCUCAGGAAGCGCAGAAGUAUCAGUUAAGGAAAAACUGACCCCAGCACUGAAAUACUGUCAUGAUAUAAUCAAUGAAUUACUUAAUAAAAAAUUAAAAAAAUGGGCUUGGCCUUUCGAAAAACCAGUGGACGCCGAAUGGCUUGGUCUGACGAAUUACCACGAAGUCAUAAAAAAACCGAUGGAUCUCAGCACUGUUAAAAGCAAACUAGAAAAUUUUGAGUACAAAAACUCGAAAGAAUUCGCUGCCGACGUCAAAUUAAUAUUUAGCAAUUGUCGUCAAUACAACGGCCCGGAGCAUGAAGUUGUUGGAAUGGCGUCGAAAAUUGAAGAAAUUUUUGAUGAUAGGUUUUCAAAGUGCCCUCCAGACCCACCUGAACCAGAUCUUGAUAUGGAGGUUGUUGAGGAUAGUGAUACUUCAACAGACUCGGAAGGGGCAGGAGAAGAAAGAGCUAAAACUCUUUUGAGGUUCCAAGAACAGGUCAAAAUGAUGCAGGAACAAAUUCGAGAACUCGUGGAGGAAAUCAGUAGGAAAGGAAAGAAAAAAGCAAAGAAGAAAAAGAAAAAAGAGCAAAAAGAACUUAAUAGUUUUUCAAAUAAUGUAUCUCUUAAUAAUCACGUACCAGCUAAUUUAGGACAAACAAAUUAUAGUCUUAGCAACAAUAUAGGUAAUAAAAAAUCAAAAAAAGGGCUGAGCACGCCUGCUGCUAACAAGAGUUACAGCAGUAAUUUAGUGAAUAGCACGGUAGAUAAUUGUGUAUUAAGUCCAGAAACGGAAUUUCCACCCGUCUCUGCGGGAGGUAGGAAGCAGGUAGCAGCAAGUUUACCGGCAAUGCCAUUGACAACGGGUAAAGCAGUAAAAACCAAGGCAGCGACAAAACAGGCUCCAGUGAAGACUCCAAAUAAUACGCAAGCGCCGAAGAAACCUAGAGCUAAUUAUGCAACCAAAGCUCCCAAUAAGAAGAAGGGCCCUGCAGCAGCCGCUGCGUAUGACUCAGAAGAUGAAGACAGUGCAAAGCCCAUGUCAUAUGAUGAGAAACGGCAGCUUAGUUUAGACAUCAACAAAUUGCCAGGAGACAAACUCGGUCGUGUUGUGAACAUUAUUCAAACUAGAGAACCUUCUUUACGCGACUCAAAUGCAGAUGAAAUAGAAAUAGAUUUUGAAACAUUAAGGCCAUCUACUCUUCGGGAACUUGAGGCUUACGUUGCCUCAUGUCUACGUAAAAAGCCACGGAAACCUUACACAAAGAAAGUAAAAGGAAAAGAAGAAGUAUCGCCGGAAAAAAAGAAUGCCCUAGAAAAUAAACUACCAGCUGCGCAAGCAAGCAAAAAACCAAAAAAAGAAAAUAAACAAGUUUCAAAUAAUCUAGGAAGGUUCGAUGAUGAAUCUAGCAGUUCAGACUCCUCAUCCUCCAGUGCCAGUUCAUCCUCAUCAGAUACUAGUGACUCGGAAGGAGGCCAUGAUGGGCACCUAAAGAAGAAGAGUGUAAAGAAGACGAACCAAGUUAAUAAAACUGGUGCUGAAACGAGGUCCGUCCCAACGCUCACAAUGAACACAGCCACUGGCGGAAUUAUUAAUAAACCGCAAAUACCUCCCCCUGUAACCGUAGCAACUCCUGUAACUUCCAGUGUUCUUCCUCCAACAACAACAACUUCACAACAAACACCUGCUGCGCCAGCUGUGAAGAAAGCAGUAUCUGUGAUUGCAAGUCGGCAAGAUCAGCCAGAUGUUAAACCGGUUGUUGUUGAGCCUCCAACUGUCCCUCAAUUUAUUCCAGCGGUGGUGAAAGUGGAAGCAGAAUCCACUGCAUUGGCACCAAGUAAAACAGAAGUCAAACCUCCAGUGCCCCAACACAAUACUGCACCUGUAGUUCCAAAUAUCACCUCAACAGAGCCUCCAGUUCCCAUUCCCAGCGUGGUGGCAGUCCCAAAAACGGAGGUUGAGUCGCCCUCCACAACUCAGUCAUGCCCCAUCCCUCCCUUGCAAAUGCCUCAACCAUCAAAUGGUAGCAUUAGCAAUCCAAUCAAUUUGUUAGUGCAGCCGCCUAAAGAAGAAAAACCGUCCUUUGCUGAAGCUCCCACGAGCACAUCAAAUUCCUUGCCAGAACCUGCGAAACAAAAUAGUGUGAGCUACAAUAACAAUAAUACACCUUCCUACAGACCAAAGCUUCCAGAACAAAACUUAAAAAAUGCCAGCUCAUGGUCAUCUUUAGCCCAAUCCUCACCAUCAAUGCUGGUACCCCCAACCCCUCCCCCCUCAGCUGCUCUAAAGUCAGCGGUAGCGGAUAGUUUCCAGGCAUUCAGGGAACAAGCCAAGGAACGUGCCAAAAAAGAGAGAGCCUUAAUCGAACAACAAGAGCUACGAAGAGCCCAAAAAGAGCAAGCAGAAAAAGAAAGAUUACGUUUAGAAAAUGAAAAACGGAAGGAGAGGGAAGAAGAAGAAGCUUUAGAAAGAGCAAGAAAAUCAGUUGCGGAGCAAAGCAGAGUAGAAGAGGUUAAAAGUGUAAGUCAAGUUGAAGAUAUCACAAGCCCAGCUGCACUUCAGAGAACAGAAAAUUCUGCUGCUGCCGAACGGGAAAGGUUAAGGAAACGAGAACAAGAACGCAGGAGAAGAGAAGCGAUGGCCGGCCAGAUAGACAUGAACCUGCAAAGCGAUCUGAUGGCAGCAUUUGAGGAAUCCUUAUAAAGUGUAUUUUCGUGGCAAUGCUUUUGUGUGAAACUGAUUUCUAUUCGUGAGAAUCACAUUUGUUUUUGUUUUACUCAAACAAAAUUUAGGAACUCCAGGAUUGUAAUCUACACUUACUGGACUAAGUAACUAAAGUAAUUUAUUUACAUAAUAUUCAUGAUCACUUUAAUUUUUUUUUCUCUUUUUUUAUGCAUACAUACUUAUAUUUAAAGAGAUUAAGGGAAAAGACUGUUUUUUCUGUUAUUUUACUUUGAUCUUAUAAAUCUAGACUUUGUUUUAUCUGUAAAUAUUUUGUUUGUACAAUUCUUAUAACAUGUCAAUUGGCUGUGGAUAUCAUUAUUAAUAUUUAUUACACCUUUCAAUCUGUGUCUUGAUUCUUCUUAUUGUGAAGUCAAGUAGAUUUUACAAUUCUUGUCUACUCAAUGGUACACCCGACCCUGCAUUUUAAAUUCAGAGUGGUGUGUUCAAUCUUUGUGUGUUUGUGUAGGUAUGAUUAAUAUGCCCGUUUAUAUUGCUGUCUUGUGAGCCCCUUAUUAGUUUAAGAUUACCAAGAAAUUAUUUUGGAUGUAGAAAAAUAUAAAUAUGUUCAUUCUCAAGGAACUGGCAGGGAAUAAGUGCUAUAGGGUGGUAGCUGCCUGAAAUAGUUAGAGAAUCAAUGCUGAGACCUACAUUUUAUGAUACUUUCAAGAGAAACUCUCUGGUCAGAGAAUUUUAAUUUCUCUAAUUCUGCUGCAGAAUCUAAAAUUUGUCUGAUGUUCAAGAAAAAAAGUUAGGAAAUUUAUUCCUAAGGUUUCCACUCCCUACAUUUCCCAUGUUUACUUACAAACUUCAACCCCUUCUCUUUUAUUUGUCUUCAAUUUGGGAUAAAGAGCCUUUUUUCAUUUUUCUGGUCUUCUUUCACCUUGAGUCUCAUGCGUUGCCCUUGCAAGCAAACUAUGCCUUAUGAACUCGAAAAAUUGUCAAUCUUUACUAGAUAUUAGAUUUUCGUUAUUGCUGAAAACAGUAAAAUGUUUAGUUGCUUUUUGCACAAGUAAGGAAACUUUCAAAAAUGGUAUUUUGCCCAUUUGUUUAUCUAUUUUAUACUUCACUGUUUAGAGCUUGUUAUUUUGUAGACUCUCUGUCACCCAAAUUCAAGAUAUUUUGUUCCGGGCUUUUGCAUGCUGUAAUCUAAUAAGUGUUAUUAAUCUCUAAAAAUGUGACCUAUGAGGUUUACAUCAAUUGCAGGGACAACUCUUUUGACCCCUUUAAAUGGCAUCAAGUUUCUAACAGGGGUGCAAAAAUAGUAGAUCUUGCAAUCCAUGAAUCACAGUAACUGUGAGCUGAAUCUGGGAAUACACAAAAAGGAAAAUCAUAACCUCCAAAAAUAGGUUCUAAAAUUUAGGAAGUUUGUGUCAGAGAUGAUGCAAAUCUCUAAUUUUGCCACGAGUAGAAAUGGUCGCCAUUUUGGAACUUCUUGCAUCUCUGUUAUGCGACAGGCUUUGUUGUAAGGGUAAAAAAGAAAUUGACAUUAAAAACCAACUGCCUGAGCGGCUAGUCUUGCUGAGCCCACAAGGACUGGAUGCAGGAUGAAAGUUAGGAGGAACGGAACUUUGAUCAUGUUGAAAUGUGCGACGGAAUUUUCGAAUAGAAGUAUAUUUCAAAAUCUUAUUGAAUAAAAUUCAAGUUUCUAAUAUGCCUGCCCGUAAAUUCUCAGGCAAAUAGUUGUCCUUGUCUAAUGGCUUUUGAACUGUCAAACAGCAUUGUUGAAGGGAAAGGUGGACAUUUUGAUAAUGGAAACUUUUUGCCCUUUUGAAAGGUGAUUAUGGGGGAUAUUAAGCAAAAUAAUUUAUGGAAGAAAAAAAGAAAAUUGAGAAUAAUAUGGUAGGCUUUUCGUGGUUUUUACGCUCCUCAUGGUUAUUAGCUAUCAAGUUUUGCUGUUACCGAGGCUCUUGUGAAGUUAAAUUUUUUGCCUUCAAGGCCAUGGAGAAAUUUGCUCUUCAGAGACUUUUUUUGCCAAUACUAUCCUCGAAAGAUCUAACAUACGAACCGAGUUUAAUGGAGAGGAGCUAAUGUUGUUUGGUUUAUUUUAAAACCGUUGUAUCUGCCUCUGAUUUCCCCGAGGAAGUAGGUGUUAUUGUAGUUGUGACCAUUGACUUCGCUCCUUUCUGUUUAAUCCAAUCCAAGCAAUGAAUCCCUCACAUUUUUUAGAACAUCACAUGCUCCUCUAACUCACCUCCUCCUUCACAGAAAACAUACAUCUCUAAUAGCAAUCGAAGAGGAAGAGGUUGGAUGCCCUCAUUUAGUUAGCUGAUUACUUUGGUCUCAAGUUUAAAUUUCAUUAAGGUGUUCGAAUUUUAAAAUUUUAUCUUGAUCAUUCAAAUGAUUAUGGAAUAGUCUUAAUAGGUCAUUUAAGGUAUGUAGCAGUAAAAUUCUUCCGUCAUUGUCUUUUUGUAACAACAUUUCAGACAGCUCUUUCACUGGUAUUUGGGCCUACAUGAGACUGAUUUUUUAGAUUAAAGCUUCCUUGGCCCAAGCUUUCUCUGUAAAAUGUUUACUAACUUCUCAUCUUGGGACUUUUCUCUCUUUCUCUUUUUCUACUCUGAAGAUAGUCAUUCACUGCUUCAAAGCUGAUUGACUGUAUUCUUGGUUUGACGUCCGAUCUUGAGCUCUCAAGAACCCAUUGGUGACAGAAACCAUCAAGAAACAAAUAUGAAUAUAGUCCUUGAAGUAAUUCGACUUCUUACAUUAUAAGCAAGCUUUAUUACUUACUAAACUGUAUGAAUUAUUCCCCAUGGCAUGAUGUAGCCAAGUUUCCAAUGCCAGAAAAUGAUGAGUCAAUCAGAUGAAAGUCAGAAUUUUCAAUGGAACUUGACUGCAGCCUAUUUCAAUCUCACUUUGCGUAUGAUUUUUGAAUAUCAUUAUUACUUAGGAAAUGAAGCCUUGUAACUUUGAUGAUAUUGUAAUGACUUGUCCUCUUAAUUUUUAUGGAAGUUUUCUAAGUUGAAGUAACUGUAAAGCGGCCCCAACAGGAUUAGCAACUAUGUAGAAUAUUCUUGCAAUAGUUAGUUAAAAUCGACAAAAGCUUGCUGUUGACGAUAGAAUGAAAGACUGUGUAGUUUCCAGACAUCUUAAAAAUAGAUCCUCAGGUAGGAUGCCUUUGUGUGAAAAACCACAAAUUUUAUAGCCGUGAGAACAUGGUGAAUAGUUAUUAGAUGAUUAUUUACUGGAAUAUUUUGGUGAAAGUAAGCCUUGCUACAUAGUUUUAUCAAGUUACAAUCUAUCGCUGUCAUUGUAAUACACUAGUUCAACCAUCUUUAUUAAAUAUGUAUCUGUUUGUAAUUGACAUCUGUUGAUUUCUUCAAUUUGUAUUAACAUCAAAACAAAAUCAAUCAAUAAGUCAUAAUUGUAUCAUUUUAUGAGUAUAAUGCUGAGACAUCAUCACGUGCUAAUUCUUCAUAUCAACAAGCCAGUUUUGUUUGUCUGUCAAACUGGCACCCCUUCAGAACUGAACUCAGAUGAAAAUUUUUUGUAAAGUAGUAUUAGAAGGGAAAUACACAAUUAAUUUGUCAAUGUGACACAAUAUCUUAUAAAUUAAUGGUAUAAUUGCUGUAAAUGUCCCCUGUCCUUCUUGUAACAAGAAAAUGGCUCUCCUCUGAAAUAACUUUUGUUUGCGUUAGUUAUUGUGCAAGUAAAACUCACCCCUGAUCGAACUAUUUGAUGCUGAUUCUGUUGAAUUCUAUCAUUUAGGUGUAAAUAUUUGUUUGACAUAGUUCAAUUUUUGUUCAAUUUUGUACAUAAAUUAAAAAACAACAAAAUCA
Bemisia tabaci is the source of this 7730-nucleotide messenger RNA. Its product is annotated as bromodomain-containing protein 3. Lineage: Eukaryota; Metazoa; Arthropoda; Insecta; Hemiptera; Aleyrodidae. The record is from RefSeq and is a predicted model, not a curated record. Gene Ontology annotation, cellular component: nucleus; chromatin. Gene Ontology annotation, biological process: regulation of DNA-templated transcription; chromatin remodeling.